AUGUGGUUUGAUGGGUCUUCCCUGAUUGUUUGCCAAUAUGCUGAAAAACUCAGAUCAGAAUUGCAAAGAGAUACAAGGUUCACGUUGUCAUAUGUCCAAAAGGAAGAUACCCUGUUUGAAGAUAUUUACACUGAGACUCUCAUGGAAUUGAUUAAUGCAACAAAUGAGAUCCUAGGAACCAUUUCCAACUUGGAGGAUUUGUUCAGUGACACAGGCAUCAUCAAUGAGGAUGCAGAGACAGUGUUUGUAACUGGUGAUGCUGGGGUUGGUAAGACCAUCCUGCUCCAGAGACUUCAGAACCUGUGGUCCAAAGGAGAGCUCUGUGUUGAUGUUAAAUUCCUUUUCAAAUUUAGAUGCCAGAUGUUUAAUAGCUUCAGAAAGGAAGAUAAGAUUUCUCUCAGAGAUCUACUGUUUAAAUACAACUGUUACCCUGACAAAGACUCCGAUGAGAUAUUUAGUUAUAUCCAACAACACCCAGCUUCUGUUCUCUUCACACUGGACGGGUUUGAUGAAAUUAAUGUUGACUGCAACCUUAGUGAUAUCCCUGUAAUCUCUUCACCCUUUGACCCUUUGCAUCCUGUUGCCCUCUUAAUGAGCCUUCUUCAUGGAAAGUUAUUGAAAGGUUCCAAAAAAUUAUUGACAGCAAGAACUGGCAUAAACCUACCAUUGAGAAUAGUGAGAAAGAGAGUGACACUAAAGGGCUUCUCCAAGGACCAUUUAUUGCAAUAUUUGAAGAAGUUUUUCAAAAGUGAGGCCCAGCAAAAUGUGGUUUUGGCCCAUCUGGAGACAAACCCUCACCUGAGCAAUUUAUGUUCAGUGCCACUCUUUUGUUGGAUUAUAUUUAAAUGUUAUGAUUGCAUACAGUCCACUUGUAGUUCCCAGUGGUUAUCACAUUCUGUUAUGCUCACUGAUAUUUACCUCAUGAUGACUGAAGUCUUCCUCAACCAUUCUUCUCAGGCCAAUCCAAACGAGAAAAGUGCAAGAAGCCGGAUAAACCUGUUUCAAACCAAAAAGGAAACUCUCAUGCGAAUCGGUAAGCUGGCUCUAAAAGGCAUUGAAAAUGGAAAUUUUGUGUUUAGUCAGGAGACAGUCACAGCAGCAAAUAUUUCGGAAGAAGAUUUACAGAUGGGCUUCAUCAAAACUGUUGGUCAUUAUAAUGGGCAUGGAAACCAAUCAACAUAUGAGUAUAUUCACUUAACACUUCAGUCAUUUUUUACUGCAUUUUUAUUAGUUCUGGAUGAUGAGAUCUGUCCAUGCGACUUUCUUGCACUCUUCAACAAUAAUAACAUACCAAAACUGUCACCCAACAAGCCACGUGAUAUGGUUUUAGCUAUCUUGAGGCCUACAAAGUAUUCCUCAACACAUGUCCUCAAGCCUUUCAGCAAACAUCUGCAAUUUACCAUGUGGUUCCUCUGUGGAUUGCUGUCGAACAGCAACACUGACCUGUUGCUAAACCUCGCAUCUCCAAUGAACAUUGAGAAGAAACAAUCACUGCUGGCAUCUUACCUGUCCAACUGUACGAAGACACAGUUGAAAAAUCUUCCUCGCUUGCACCUUGAAGAUGGCUGUAAGGUUCAUGUGCUACCACAUUUCGUAUGGCUGGUGAGGUACAUAUUUGAAAUGCAGAAUGGAGCAACAGCCAAAAUGGCGGCCAAAGGGAUCUGUGCUGAUUAUAUAAAGCUGAACUACUGCAAUGUUUCUUCUGUUGACUGUGGCGCUCUUGCAUUUAUUUUGCGUUAUAUCCGAACACCCCUUGCACUGGAGAUGGACAACAACAACAUCAAUGAUUAUGGUUUAGAGCAAAUGGUCUCCUGUUUCAGACAACUCACAGUCCUCAGAUUGAGUGUAAAUCAGAUCACAGACCAAGGAGUUCAUAUCUUGGUUGAAGAACUCAAAAAGCAUCAGAAGAUCAGAUCACUCGG
Messenger RNA from Rhincodon typus (whale shark), 1922 nucleotides. Its product is annotated as nucleotide-binding oligomerization domain-containing protein 1-like. The transcript has 3 exons. The annotation marks the transcript as partial. The record is from RefSeq and is a predicted model, not a curated record. NCBI's taxonomy places the organism in Eukaryota, Metazoa, Chordata, Chondrichthyes, Orectolobiformes, Rhincodontidae.